GCAGCGCACGGUCUGAGGUGAAGCAGGCGGGAUGUCGGCUUCUUGCGUUGUGAGCGGGGGCAGGAGCAGGUCCAGGACCGUCGGCAGGGUGUUCCCUAUGCCCAGGCAGCACUCGCUCUUCCAACCGCCCAUCCUCAACCCCUUCAUUUAUCAUAUCGAGCUCAGCGUGACGGACAAGCUCAAAAUAGCUCUGGCCAGUAUCACUCUUGUACCCUUGCGCCUCCUGUGCAUUUUCUUCGUUGUCCUCGUUGCUUGGCCAUUUGCGUUUUUAGGACGGAUGUGCUGUCCACUGUGUACAACUGAAGAGCCAGUUCCAAACUGGAAGCGCCAUGUUUCACGAGUUGUGUUGAAAUCCUUGGGCCGUGCGUUUUUCUUCUGUGUGGGUUUCAUGCAAAUUAAGGUGAAGGGGAAAAAGGCCGAGGCAACUGAAGCACCAAUUCUUGUGGUUGCCCCUCACUCAACUUUCUUUGAUGCAGUUGUGAAUAUCGUUGCUGAGAUACCAUCAGUUGUCUCAAGAGCUGAGAAUGCUGACAUUCCAUUGUUUGGAUUAUUACUGAGUUGUUCUCAACCUGUGUUGGUAUCACGCACUGAGACAAAUUCUAGGAAGAAAACUGUUGAAGAGAUUACAAAGCGUGCACAGUCAGGAGGGAAAUGGCCUCAGCUGAUGAUUUUUCCAGAAGGUACCUGUACAAAUCGUACCUGCCUCAUCACUUUCAAAUCAGGCGCUUUUAUUCCUGGAGUUCCUGUACAGCCAGUACUUAUUCGAUACCGAAACAGACUGGACACAGUGACUUGGACCUGGCAAGGGCACAGUGUGGCAAUGCUCUUGUUCUUAACAUUAUGUCAACCUUGCACAAAUGUGGAAAUUGAGUUUUUGCCUGUUUAUGUGCCGAAUGAAGAAGAAAAAUGUGAUCCCCCCCUGUAUGGCGCCAGAGUUCGUGGUGUUAUGGCCUUAGCAUUGGAUGUGCCAAUUACAGAUCACACAUUUGAAGAUUGCAGACUGAUGAUUUCUGCCGGUGAACUGACUUUGCCCAUGGAAGCUGGCUUGGUGGAGUUUACCAAAAUAAGCAAAAAACUCAAUCUGAAAUGGGACAAUGUAAGAAAACAGCUGGACAGUUUUGCUGCAAUUGCCAAUGGAUCCAAGGGUGGAAGGAUUGGUAUUGAAGAAUUUGCAGAACACUUAAAACUGCCAAUUACACCUCCACUUAGGGAGGUGUUUUCUCUUUUUGAUCGGAAUGGCGAUGGCACCAUAGAUUUCAGAGAAUAUGUAAUUGGUUUGGUGGUUCUUUGUAGUCCUGCCAACACAGAGGAGACUAUCCAGUUUGCAUUUAAGUUGUUUGACUUGGAUGAAGAUGGGUAUAUAACUGAAGAAGAGUUUUCUGCUCUCCUGCGAUCUGCUUUGGGUGUGCAUGAUCUUGAUGUUUCCAGAUUAUUCUCAGAUAUCGAUCUGAACGAUUCAGGAAAGAUUUCGUAUGAGGUAUUCCGUGAGUUUGCUCUGUUACAUCCAGAGUAUGCCAAGUUGUUUACUACCUAUCUUGAACUUCAGCGGUAUAAGGCACUGCAGACAAAAGAUGACGAUGAGGAUCUGGAAACAUUUAAAAGAGCACAGUCAUCAUCCCUAUCCGAUGACAAUUUAAGCAGCUCAGACAAAAAGGCUGACUGAGUUCAAAUACCUGUUUGUACUGUGAAGAAAAGUUACAAAAUAUCUUCUUUGAGGCCCAAGCAGGAUUCAGAAGUUCCUGUUGUGAAAUCUUAUAGCUGUUGUUUUAUUAUGAUAUAAAUGCAUUGUGUCUGUCAUUUUAUGAUGCUUCAUCUUGUAAAUAAUAUUCCGAUUGUUUUUUUAAGGUAACUGCUCAUAAAAUGAUCAAAAUAUAUUCUGGUCAUUUUCAUUAAAUUACAGCUUUUUAAAAAAUUUUAAACAAUGAAAAUCGGCUUGUGUAUUUUUUGUUCAUAACAGCAGCAACUUGCAUUUAUAUAAUGAUUUGAUAAUUUUUUUAAAAAACCCCAAGAUGCUUUACAUAAGAGAAAUAAAUGGAUGCCAAGGCAGGAAAGAAGAGAUUGGGAAGAGUGGAAGAAAGUUUGGCCAUUAAAUUGGGGUUUGAGAAAGCUUGUAGAGGUGGAGAGGCAAAAGUAUGGUUUACAGAGAAUUCCUGAAACCAGGGCAGUGGCACUUGAAUGCUUUGUUAUGAACUGUGGGGCAAGUGGAGGGAACAACCAAAAUAUUUAAUUGCUUUUAUUCCUGAGCUAUACUACUGAAUUCACAGUACUUUAAUGGCUUGCCAUAGCAAGUCCAGAUUGAACAUUUAAAUGAAAAUAUAUAUACUUUACCUCUGGUUUUUAAUUUGCUAUUUAGUGUUUCAGCUGUAAUGAUAUUGUGCCUUCCACUAUGCAAAAACAUAUAAUCAGAUUAAGGCAGGUAAACAACAUAAAUGAGCAAUAAAUUAAUAUCCAUUAGAUAGGAUCAGUCUCUAGAAGUUCAGGUUUACAUUUAUUUUCAAAGUCAUUUCUCAAGGUCAAUGCAUAAAAUAGUUUGUAACUUACAUUGUUUCUUGGUCAUCAUAAAAUAUAACAGCUCAGCAGCCACAUUUAUUUUGAGUUCUGCCACAUAUUUUCCUGUGUUAAACAAACAGCGACUGGUCGGUGACUGCCAUUUUCCUAUUGGCCAGCUUUCUCCCUACAUCCUGAAAGCACUUCCUUGCUAAGGUGCAGUGCAAUGACACCACUUGAUGCCCUUCCAUACCUAAAUAUGACCAGAAGUGGGGCAUCCUGAGGGCAGACAGUAGUCCCAACUCCACCUGGGUGACCAAACCCAGUCAAGAGGGUCGAGGGAGAAGGCCUUGGCUGCCAGAGUGCCUAUUCAACCCUGGAGGACAGCACAGCCAAACCCAGUGCUAGCCAGACAUCUACAGUUGUGCACAUUUCCAGCAAGGUUACUGAAUAGCAAUCAAUAGUAGGAACUCUGGCUGAAUUUUUAAUUUUUUCUUCUUCCCCUCACAAGCCCAACAGGGUUGCCAAAGUAAAUUGCUACCCAUGUUGAGAUAGGUUAACUCAGCACAGACUGGGAAUUUUGCCUGGAACUGACUGGUCAGUCUGAAGGAGCACUGCACCACAGUGUCUUUACCACUAGCCCGUGUUGGAACCUGAGUUUUCUCUUUUGCUCCAAUGUUGAAUAAAUGAUAACUUCUUAAAA
Messenger RNA from Carcharodon carcharias (great white shark), 3190 nucleotides. It is a transcript of the gene lpcat2, whose product is annotated as lysophosphatidylcholine acyltransferase 2. Lineage: Eukaryota; Metazoa; Chordata; Chondrichthyes; Lamniformes; Lamnidae. The coding region runs from base 32 to 1663 and encodes 543 amino acids. Gene Ontology annotation, molecular function: calcium ion binding; 1-acylglycerophosphocholine O-acyltransferase activity. The record is from RefSeq and is a predicted model, not a curated record. The transcript has 14 exons. Gene Ontology annotation, cellular component: endoplasmic reticulum.